AGAUGAUUCUCCAUCCCUUUUUCAUCGAUCAUCUCUUCUUUUCUUCAAAACCAUUCAUUAAACUCUAUUCUUCGUAGCAAAAACUUUCCAAGGUUUCAACAAUGGAGAAUCCUAGAGUUACCGAGAUUCGGGUGAGAUUGGAUUGCAACGGGUGCGUGCAAAAGAUCAAGAAAUCCUUACACGGCGUAGCCGGUAUAUCCGAUCUCUACAUCGAUCUCCCUCAACAAAAGGUGACGGUAGUCGGAUGGGCCGAUCCAUCCGAUAUCGUCAAGGCGAUCAAGAAAACUAGAAAAACGGCGGUUAUAUGUUUGCAUACUGAGCCAUCCGACGAGGCAACUCAAUCAAAGUUAGAACCAGAGCCAGAAUCAGAAACAGAACCAAAACCAGAGCCAGAGCCAGAGUCCGCCGACGAACAUCAACAAAACAACACACAAGUGCCGUCACAAGAAAACGAACAAAAUCACGAAGCCCCGUCGCAGGCGGACGAUACCGCGGUGCCCGAGCCUAACGACGAGACGAGCCAAGCUAAACCUCGAAAAAGCCUCGAACAAAUUCACGUCGUGUACCACCACCCUCCCGACUACGCCUACGAUCAAUACUUCCAUCGAGGGAACACCGCGCAACGGAACAGCCCGCAAACCCGAGUCGAGCCGCCGCAACCACCUCGACCAAUUCAAGUCACCCAUAGCUACAAUGCAUACAAGCCAUCGCCGUACGUAACCGAGUACGCAUAUCCCCAUCGACCGCCACCACUGCCACCACCGUCGCCGCCGCCACCUUACUCACAUUACUACAACCCGUCGGAGUACCAAAACCACACUUAUUAUAGCAGCGCAGGAAUGCCACUGCAACCACCUCAGCCGAUACAUUAUUACAGCAGACAAGAAAUCCGAGGAGAGCCGUCAUAUACACCAACCGAAUACGCAUACCCUCAGUCGCCGCGAGGAUAUUCGCAUUACAAUAUGGUCGAAAAUUACAGCCCGCCGCUUUACUACAGCGGAAACAACGGCGGCGGCGGCGGUGGCAAUAUCACGUCGAUGUUCAGUGAGGAGAAUCCUAACGCUUGCAGAAUUGUCUAA
Andrographis paniculata is the source of this 1079-nucleotide messenger RNA. RefSeq names its product extensin-3-like. Gene Ontology annotation, molecular function: metal ion binding. NCBI's taxonomy places the organism in Eukaryota, Viridiplantae, Streptophyta, Magnoliopsida, Lamiales, Acanthaceae. Bases 102 to 1079 code for a protein of 325 amino acids. The transcript is spliced from 3 exons. The record is from RefSeq and is a predicted model, not a curated record.